Amphibalanus amphitrite is the source of this 837-nucleotide messenger RNA. Its product is annotated as structural maintenance of chromosomes protein 6-like. The annotation marks the transcript as partial. NCBI's taxonomy places the organism in Eukaryota, Metazoa, Arthropoda, Thecostraca, Balanomorpha, Balanidae. Gene Ontology annotation, cellular component: nucleus; Smc5-Smc6 complex; site of double-strand break. The record is from RefSeq and is a predicted model, not a curated record. Gene Ontology annotation, biological process: double-strand break repair via homologous recombination. The transcript has 5 exons. Gene Ontology annotation, molecular function: single-stranded DNA binding; damaged DNA binding.
ACUGUACGAUACAUAGCUUUGCAGUUAUCCCGCGCAAACAUGAUCUUGGCAAACAAGUCGAGUCACGAUUUCAAUUUUUGAUUACAAAAUGAUAACACUUGCUGUUCGAUUUUGCAAUUAUUGGUUUUAGGGCUCCCAGUGCGUUUUGGUUGUUUUGGCUCACCUACAGUGCUGUCCCUCUGGCACUGGCGGCACCAAGAUGCCGAAGGUUGUGCCCAAGGUGGUGCGUCGCAGCACCAGCUCUGACUCUGGUGCGCCGGCGCGCAAACGGAGCCGCAGCAGCUACGAUGAGCCUAAGGAGACACUGCCCCAGGGUCCCGGCUUUCUUCGUAGCAUCACGCUCAAGAACUUCAUGUGCCACGAGCACCUCAACUUCAAACUGAAUGAAAGGAUAAAUUUCAUCAAAGGCCAGAAUGGCAGCGGGAAGAGCGCCGUGCUGACGGCAGUGAUGGUGGGACUGGGGGCUCGCGCAGCAACCACCGACCGCGGCAGCAACAUCAAAGGUCUGAUCCGCACUGGUCAGAAGUCAGCUGUGAUAUCUCUGACUCUGGACAACAGCGGCUACGACGCCUUCAGUCCGGAGAAGUACGGCGGCCACAUCACGAUCGAGAGAAGUCUGAAAGACAGCGGCGGCAGCACUUACCGCAUCUCCAGCGAAAAGGCUCCGUCACAGUAUGCUUACCGAUCUAGACACUCAACGGAGGACGCGCUGAUCGACGCGGUGGAGUGGAUGACGCGGCAUGUCGACGAUGGCGAUGUUGUCGCCGUCACGUCCAUCGACUUGAGCCGGGCGUUUGACAGUGUUGACCAUGACGUUCUGCUUAGAAAGCUGUGCUG